This is a messenger RNA of Plasmodium coatneyi, 1299 nucleotides long. RefSeq lists its product as uncharacterized. Gene Ontology annotation, cellular component: cytoplasm. The record is from RefSeq and is a predicted model, not a curated record. Lineage: Eukaryota; Apicomplexa; Aconoidasida; Haemosporida; Plasmodiidae. Bases 1 to 1299 code for a protein of 432 amino acids. The transcript has a single exon.
AUGUACAUUGGAGUGCUAUCAAAGAAAAUCGACACCAAAUUUGACUUGAAAAAUGAUUCCAAAUUUGGCGGUGCCCCCGUGUGGUUAUAUGGAAAGGAACCAACGAACUUCAAUUUAAAGUGUCCAACGUGCAAAAAAGAUUUAACGUUUUUAUUACAAUUAUCAACGUCGUAUAAUGAGUACGUAAGAAUUCUUUACUUGUUUUGCUGCCUGAACAGUGAGAAGUGCAACGUGAACAGGAACAGUUGGAUAUGCAUUAAGGGAAAAAAAAAGCUUUUUCAAAAUGUGGGUGGUGAAAAAGUGGGCCCAGAGAUAGGCAUAAACAACUACUGUGCCAAAGAUGAAAUAUGUUACAAUGGAAGAGCAAAUUCAAAUGAUCCAGAAAGAGGAGUUUUCUCCAAUUGUAGCAUAACAAAUAGGAGACAACCCGUUUUUGAUUUUUCAAGCGAAAAUAUAAAAAGAGAAGACUCUCUCACAGAAAAUGUAGGUUUUUUGGAGGAAAAAUUAAUCGACUGGAAAUCCUUAUUUUCUAACAACGCUACGGAACAGAAAAGGAACAACUCAUUAUUUGGUAACGCCAUUAGUGCAACCUUUAGUGGUGUAAAUGGAAAACCAAGACAUAACCAUUCACCUGUCGUAGGUAAUAAUUCCCAAGCAAGGGAGCCUAACGGGGGAGGCGAACUUCUUGGACUGCAACAAACGACGGAGAAACGUGAAAAGUUCAUCGAAGAAAGCACAAAUUGUAAACUACCCACUUUUUACAUUUCCCUGAUUGAAGACGAUGCAGAUGAUUGUGCACAGGGAGACUACCUCUACGAAAAGGCGAAGAAAAUGCAUGAAACAUAUGAACAACGAAAUAAGGAAAACACGGAAGAGGACGCAGAUCUGGCCAUAAGAAAUGAUCACGAUCUGGACGACAUUGGCGAUAUCGAAUUUUUUGAAAAUGAUUUUAACGGAUGUGUCAAAUUUUAUUCCUACUUAAGUAAAAACUACAAUCAAAUAUUAAGGUAUUGUUACAAUGGGAAAUUUUUAUACAUGUACAAAUCUACGAAGAAAUACAUAAAAGAACGGACCAUGAUGUGUGCACACUGCGGGGGAAAGCUACUUUUUGAGAUGCAAUUCUUUUCCACUUUUGUCUAUCAAAUUGAGAAAAAACAUGAAGAAGAAAAGGAUAACCUUUCUGGCAAUUUGUUAAACAAUUUCAACGUGGGGAAUGUCAUCAUAUUUACGUGCGAACGGGAUUGCGUUACGGUGGACGAUAUGUAUUCAUAUGAGCACCUCGAGUUGGAAGUCUUUUAG